Thlaspi arvense is the source of this 1131-nucleotide messenger RNA. Lineage: Eukaryota; Viridiplantae; Streptophyta; Magnoliopsida; Brassicales; Brassicaceae. The record is from the annotation of a GenBank genome assembly.
AUGGGGUCGACCUUCCGGAUCAUCGUGAUCGUCACGUUGGUCACCAUCUUAACGCCUGUAGAAUCCAAAGGUGUGCACUUCGUUGCAAGAUCUCUACUCCAUGUCUUUCCACCUUCGAAUCCUCCCUCCGAGACAGAGUCUCCACCUCCAGCACCGGCAGCUAUGAAACCGAUCACAAUCUCGGCAAAUCCUCCAACAGAAACAGAUAUAGACUCUCCCGCCGGUUCCAUUACCCCUACGAAUGCUCCGACAACGGAGAUAGACUCUCCCGCGCCGUCACCUGAGGCUCUCGCCGGUUCAGUUUCCUCUCCUAAACCUGCGGCGGAGAUAGAUAUGGACUCUCCCGCCCCGUCACCAGAGGCUUUCUCCGGUUCAUUUUCCCCUGCUCAACCAUCGGCGGAGAUAGAUACGGACUCUCCCGCCCCGUCACCAGAGGCUCCCGCCGAUUCAGUUUCCCCUGCUCAACCUCCGGCGGAGAUAGAUAUGGACUCUCCCCCGCCGUCACUAGAGGCUCCCACCGAUUCAGACUCCCCUGCUCAAUCACCGGCGGAGAUAGAUAUGGUCUCUCCCGCGCCGUCAGCAGAAGCUCCCGCCGAUUCAGUUUCCCCAACGAAUCCACCUUCUCAGGAAAACUCCGUGGUUCCUUCCCCAACCGCUACAUCUGGGAAAACAUUUAUGAAUAAGCCCAAAAACAUUUUGAAUCAGCCAUUGUUAUCUCCGGAGAUCAAAAGCAUUUGUGGCAAAACCGAUUUCCCUCCUCUUUGCGAAUCUUCCGUUAGUCCUCUCUUAACGGCUCAACUGAAACCCGACGCUUCCACCGUCCUUGUCCUCGCGAUUCAGUCUUCGAUUAACGCAACAAAGGCGGCGAUGGCCAUUGUCGACAAAGUAGCCGCCGCCGAUUGCCAGGAGUUGUACGACGACGCGGUGGCGAAUUUGGAAGACGCGAUUAACGCCGUCAAGUCACGUGACAUUGCCACCGUUAACACCAACUUGAGCGCAGCGAUGACCGAUUACAGCACGUGCAACGACGGUUUUGAGGAAUCCGGUGAGCCUAACCCGUUGGCUGAAGUGGGCGAUAAGCUAACGAACAUGGUUAGUAACUGUCUCGCAAUCUCAACGUUGAUCAAGUAA